Messenger RNA from Desarmillaria tabescens, 2250 nucleotides. RefSeq lists its product as uncharacterized. Bases 381 to 2036 code for a protein of 551 amino acids. Lineage: Eukaryota; Fungi; Basidiomycota; Agaricomycetes; Agaricales; Physalacriaceae. The transcript has 11 exons. The record is from RefSeq and is a predicted model, not a curated record.
CCUCCUUGGACCAACAAGUACUACAAACUGAUCAAAGAUACUACUAUGGGGGCUCUGUGUCUGGCUGACGAUUUGCGUUUCUCUUUUCGCCCUGGUUCACCCUGAACUGUGACUUGGCAGCCUCCGUAGCAGCUCUAGAACCUUCUUCAAUCAGCCCACGGACUACUUCACGCUAGCUGUGAUUACUACUGACUUAGCGUUAGUACGGUUGCCCGGAUAUCGUAUCGCCAACUUUGGUUGUAAACUCGACCUCAGGGUGGCCUUCACAUCACCGGUUGCCGGAAAGUAUUCUGCCGACUUUCUCUUCGCCGAGGUGGCGACGAGCAUCAAAUGUAUAAAUUAGCCUGCUUCUUACCUUAGAAUGCAUCCUUGUUCUGCUUAUGGAAUUCCUCUGGUUUCCCGUAAUUGCGUUUGGUGUAUACUUUGUUGCUCUGUCUAUCGGGCGCGCCUUUCGACGCAAAGUGCUUCGAGAGCAAACAUGCCUUUUGGAUGCCGAUAACUUGGGCGUCAGACACGCAGGAGGAAAAAUCAAGGACACCGCUGUUAUCUGUGGUGGAAGUGUCAGGGGUCUUAUUACGGCGCGCGUAUGCCACGACCACUUUGAACAAGUCGUUAUUGUCGAGCCAGAGGCAUGGAAAGAAGACAAACGUUCUCGAAUCAUGCAGUACAAUUCUUUGCACAGUAGGAUCAGAUCGCCUUUCCUGCUGGCGAUGGGAUUCGUUGUCCUAUCCAAACUAUUCCCCAACCUUGAUGAAGAAUGUAAAGCUUGCGGGAUAAGGAUUGGCCCCAAUGAAGCUCACACUUUCGUGUCCGGUAAACGUAUCCAGUCCCCGAAAGCAGAGUAUGGCGGUUCACUUCCCAAGACCACAUACGCCGGACGUCCUGGACUCGAAACACUCAUACGGCGUCUUGUUCUCGGCGGCAACUACAAGAACAUUCGUCAGAUCAAGGGCACGGUCACCGGCACCUCUCGAGAUGGAGUAGACCCUCAAUUCCUCGAAUCAGUAACAGUACGAACACCCGAAGGCACCAUGAACAUACCCGCCACGCUCGUCGUCGAUUGUACGGGCCCAGCAAUGGCAGGCAUCAAAUGGCUGGGACGAGAAGGAUACGGUUUUGCUGACAAAUACUCCAAGAACCAGCUUCCCCUCGACAAACUGAAAAUCACUUACGAUCAAAAACUACAUUACUCGACACUCCAAUUCCGCGUCCCUCCUGAACUUGGGAGGAGACUACCAGGGCUUCCGGUUCCAUACGAUGAAUGCGGAGUGAUUUACUGCCUCUUCACAGACCCUGCCAAGGAUCAUCGCAUCAUGUAUUCUCAGCGCGUGGAUGGAGACAUCCUUCAAGUCGCCUUCCUGGCCUGGGGAGAGUGCGAGCUUCCGACAACCCUCGAGGAGGUCAAGGCUUGCGCUCGCAGUCUGGUCACCCAAGAGCCGAUUCCCCAGACGUUCUUUGAUAUGUUGGACGCAUUGAAGGAAGUGGAGGAUACUAUGACAUGCAGUCGACUCGGUUUUCCUAGGUCAAGUUACAUCAGAUACGAGAGGGCGGUGAAUUUGCCUUCUAAUUGGGUGGCUCUUGGUGAUAGCGUUAUGAGAGUUAAUCCCAUCCAUGGACAGGGCUGCACGAAAGCUUUCUUCGGUGCCCUUUGUCUGAACACCUUACUCCAGAACCUGACCGCGAUUCCCAAGGGGUUCUCUAAGAAGUACUUUGACAUGCACACGGCCAAGGUCGCACCCCUUUGGCACGCGACGAAGACGGGUGGUAAGCAUGCAUUAUCAAUUACCGCCUAUGAUUGGCUUAUUUUCUUAGACUACGCAUACCCAACGACGAUUCCUGUCUCCGGGGAGACAUUAGCCAAAGGCUCCUGGCUGCGUUGGUAUACGAGGAAGCUCUAUGCCGUAGCUUUCAAUGAUGCCCAAGCCGGAUCAGCUCUUUGGCAUUCCAGAGUACUUCUUGCCCCUUCGACUGAUAUGUUCCAACUCGGCCUCGUCCUCAAAGUUCUUUGGAAUGUGAUUAAAAGCCCUCAGGCAUGAAACCUCUAUACCAUCUAGAUUUUCUUGCAAUCCUUUUAGCUCAAUGUUGCCGGACUCGGACUAUUGCGCAUUGCCAGUAGAUAAUAUAUUUAUUUGCAAUAAUAUUCAUCAGCACCCAACUCACGUAAAAAUUGAGAUUCUUGCAUUGUGUAAAUAUGAUACGUCGUUAAUAGUUGGGCAUUACAGUGCACACGAAUAAGGAUACUAAAAGAAA